UUAAACACGUCGCUCUUGUUUCGUCUCUGUGAUUUUCAUAUUUAUGGCUGUGAUAUUUCAAACUAGAAGCCAGUUAAUGGGUAGGAACUGUAGUCCGUGGUUGGAACUAUGAAGGACUUUGUUCCGCACGAGACGGGGCACGGCGGGCAGUUCAAACUACCGGAUGGACGUUUAGGAACGAACCGUUCAGGCGUCGUCGUGGAGGUUUCGAUAAACAAAAACUGCUGUUAAUAUAUUCUUUCAACAAAUCUUUUCUCUGUUUUUACAGUUUAUCUGCAUUUUAUUUACCGUUCUAAAAAGUUCCUUCUCGUAUAUUUCAACGAACGAAGUGAUGGCAGCGAAGCUAGCGGCUAACGGAGCGGCUACCUGCUGUUUGAGAAAUGUUCGCCUGCUUUUGUAGAAAAUGAAGAAAAAAUUGGCCAGAAUAAGACCGAGCCCUAACGAAGAGGCUCGGAUACUAAAAGAAGAACAUGAAAGAAGGAGAAAGCUGCGAAUACAACAGGUGCGGGAGCAGCAGAGGCAAAUUGCCCUGCAGAUCCGUCAGGCGGUUGAGCAGCGACGACAAUGUGAGCUGGAGCAGCUGGGGGAGGAGCUGAGGUUGGAUUGGGAGCAACAGCAGAGGGAGAAACUGGACAAACUGCAGAGGUUGUACCAAGAGAGCCUCCAACUUCUCGGUCAGGGACACAGAGACGCAAAAGAAAACGAACCUGAUUUGGCAGCAAUAGCACAGAGGGAGGAGGACAAUCAUGCCAAAGCAGAACAGCGUCAUCAACAAGCCCUGAAGGAACUGAAAUCUCAGAGGCUUGAAGAACAUGAGAGACAAAACAAAUCCAUCAGUGCCAGGAAGAAGGCACUACAGACAGAAAAGGAGAGAUCAGCAAAAGUGGCCAGCCUCCCACCACCUCCCCCUAACCCCAUUCAGAACAUUGAUUUCAAGAAGCCACAUGUGGUAAAGAAAUCCGAUGUGAGUUCCUUUGCUGCCACACAUUAUCACAUGCCAGAGAGCACUGUGGAUAGAGAGGUGGAUACACAGCAGCGUAAUGCCCAUGAGGAAGCUGACCUGGAGGUCAGGAGAUUGCAGGACCUACAAAGGGAGGCAAUGAGGAGGAGAGAGGAGCAGCUGGAGAAGGCUCGUCUCAGGGGGAAGCAGGCUUUGAAGAGGGAACAGCUCAUUCAGGACCGCGAUCGUUUGCUUGUUGAACUGGAGCACAUGCAGCAGACGGACAUGCUGAGGAGAAGACAACAAGUGUCUCAGAUGCCACCUCAGAUCUUCCAGCCUCUCUACAAGAGACAGGAGGCGAGGGAAGAAUUCCAGAGGGAGAUGGAAUUUGCCUUUGAGGACAUGUAUACUGGAGAGAGGAGAGUCAAAGGUGACCUGGUGGUGCAGCUGGAACCAGAGCCCCUGCCAGCUUUGUCCACAGGCAGCCAAGACCAAGAGCUGGACGUCACACUGGAUGAAAUCACCAUACAGGGAACAGAACACGCAUCACAUGAUGCUGAGCAUGAGGCUGCCAGGACUGAGCUGGACACAUCUGCUCAAGUGGAACCCACCAAACCUGCUCCAAGGCGGGCGUUGCGGAAGCUCUUGGAUCGAAUCAGGAGCCAGAGGAACCAGUAUAAUGAGCACAGCAGUCAUGUCCCUGCAGCUGAUUCACAGACUGUUGUCAAUGACCAGAUCCCAGAGCGAGACACGACCAUCGAGACAGGCUCUCUUACAAACAGCCCUCCAUCGAGCGAUGAGAAAAACAAACAGCCCUCCAUCGAGCUACCUGAGCCUCACUCUGCCAUAGAGUCGGAGACAACUGAGACGUCAACUGGAGGUGACUCCCUAUUCUCUGACAAACUCAGAAACAGAAUCCAAGAAUUUGACGAAGAGCAAAAGAAAAGGGAGGAGGAGCUGGAGAGGGAGAAGCAGCAGCAGGUGGUUUUACUCCAGGACCUGGAAAAUCAGAAGGUUAAACUGGAACAGAUGCUGCUUGAGGCUCAGCAGGAGAGGGAACGGCUGAAGGCUGAUGCGAAACAGCAAGUGAAUGUAAACCAACCAGAUGUAUCUGAGCAGGAUCAGGACCUCCUCUCAGUCUGCCCAGGUCAAGCCCCUGAGCUGCAGCCUCCUGCAGGUGAACACAACCACACCCACAGGAUUAGAGAAUACCAACAACGUCUACUUGAACAAAACGGAAUCCACCAGAGAUCAGUGGAAGUGGCUCGCCGGCGUUUGGAGGAGUACCAGCGAGCACUGCGUAUUCGUUACAACAGGACCUCCACAUCAUUGCUGCCUGCUGUGCUACCUACAGGCCUCAGACCCCAACCUCCACACAGAUCUCAGUCCAUGCAGCUUUCAAUGCCAUCACAUGGCCAAAAUCAACCACAAACCUUUCUGGAAGUCCCAACAAGAGAGUCUGAUGCACACGUGUCAUCUGUACCUCUUCCUGGCUCCAGUUUGAUUGCUGGCUCCAAGAUGCAACCUGAUGAAAUGGAAUCUAACUCAAAUAAUUCAAGGAACCACAGACUAGAACAGAGUGUCUGGUUGACUGACAACAUAAUGGAGAGAGUGACAGGGCACCUUCCAGAAAGAGUUAGACUCUGCUCGCCCACCAUGCAGCCACAGCACAAACUGUCGUCAUCCACCAUCCCACUCCAGCUGCAUCCUGACUCCCCCAUUAGCCCGAGCUCUCUGCCUUUAGAUCAUGCAGCAUUGGGUAAAUCUGGGACUUUGUUACAUGGUCCUCUGCAGACAGCAUCCCUGAGCUCCAAAGAUGACGACAUGGAGAGAUGGAGAUUAGAGCUACAGGACGUCCAGAGGCGUGUGCUGGAGCAAAGGGAGGCAGUGGUGCAGCGGCAGAGUCUACAACAGGAGGAGAGGCAGAGACAGGAAGAGCAACAACGGAGACAGGAAAUGGAGAUGGAGCAGAUGAGGCAGCAGAAGGAGACUCUGCAGGCUCUGAUUGAUACUGACUCACAGUCAACCGCAGAUGGAGCUGCUGAAGUGCAGGUUACAGAGAAUAUUGGACAGACUCGCCUCAGGUUACUUGUGUCCCUGCUACAGGCUAUAGAGGAGUCUAAUGGAGGAACCUUAUCACACUUGGAAAACCCUCAGGAGGAUUGCUCGAACAGUAAUAUGACUGGUUCCAUCACUCAGAUAAGUGCUCCUGUUGGACCUGCCCCAGCGUCAAUCCUCCCUCCAGGACUCUUCCUUCCUCCUGCUCGAGCGGCAAAGCCUCCAGUGACCCGCAUCAGGCUGGGAACCAUGGCAGCAGGGACUGAUCAGCAUGAACUCAGUGCUAUUCCCGAGGUAGAGACGCCAGUAAACAUCAGCCAAGUCACAGAUCUGGGGGUUAGUAUGAAUUUUCCCUCACACACUGGUGCCUGGGACCUGCAGGAGCAAUCAGAUUUAUCUGUAUCCAGUGUGAGCCACACUACUGGAAGAACACCAAGCUCUGGAUCAAGCUCAAGUAGAUCCAGCCAUUGGGUCUGGAGAGAGAGACUACUGACCGGGGCCUGGACCUCUCCAGAAUAUUCAGAGUCUGAUUCAUUCCAGAGGAAAACCUCACCUUUUUCCUCUGACUCUGGGAGAGGAGCUGACUACCCUGCUCCUGCACUCACAAGCUACAGAUCGCCCACAGAGUCUCGUCAAAGGUGUCCUGAUUCCGACCUCUCGUCCACCAUCUCCACUGGCAGCUACGUCACCACUGAUUUUGAGGAGAACACAAACACUGAUAAACCACCACCUCUCGGACCUAGUGAGGAACAAAGUCCAAGAGCAGUUGUGUCCUCUGUGUCUGGUCAAAGCUUUUUUAUUAAGGACAAUUCAGCUGCACCUUGUCCUGGUUCCAUCAUUAGGGAUGCUGCAGUUGCAGUGCAUCCCAGUUCUUUAGUUGAGAGAUCAGCUGCAGGUCGUCCUGGUUCCUUAGUUAAGAGAACAUCAGCUGCAGGUCGUCCUGGUUCCUUAGUUGAGAGAACAUCAGCUGCAGGCCGUCCUGGUUCCUUAGUUGAGAGAACAUCAGCUGCAGGUCGUCCUGGUUCCUUAGUUGAGAGAACAUCAGCUGCAGGUCGUCCUGGUUCCUUAGUUGAGAGAACAUCAGCUGCAGGUCGUCCUGGUUCCUUAGUUGAGAGAACAUCAGCUGCAGGUCGUCUUGGUUCCUUAGUUGAGAGAACAUCAGCUGCAGGUCGUCCUGGUUCCUCAGUUGAGAGAACAUCAGCUGCAGGUCGUCCUGGUUCCUCAGUUGAGGGAAUAUCAGCUGCAGGUCGUCUUGGUUCCUCAGUUGAGAGAACAUCAGCUGCUGGUCGUCCUGGUUCCUCAGUUGAGAGAACAUCAGCUGCUGGUCGUCCUGGUUCCUCAGUUGAGAGAACAUCAGCUGCAGGUCGUCUUGGUUCCUUAGUUGAGGGAACGUCAGCUACAGGUCAUCUUGGUUUCUCAGUUGAGGGAACGUCAGCUGCACGUCAUCUUGGUUCCUUUAUUGAGAGCAUGUCAGCUGCAGGUCGUCCUGAUUCCCUAGUUGAGAGAAGGUCAGCUGCAGGUCUUCCCAGUUCCCUAGUUGAGGAAACUUCAGCUGCAGGUCGUCCUGAUUCCCUAGUUGAGGGAAUCUCAGCUGAAGGUCGUCCCGGUUCCCUAGUUGAGGGAUCCUCAGCUGCAGGUCGUCCCGGUUCCCUAGUUGAGGGAUCCUCAGCUGCAGGUCGUCCCGGUUCCCUAGUUGAGGGAUCCUCAGCUGCAGGUCGUCCCGGUUCCCUAGUUGAGGUAACGUCAGCUGCAGGUCGUCCCGGUUCCCUAGUUGAGGUAACGUCAGCUGCAGGUCAUUCCGGUUCCCUAGUUGAGGUAACGUCAGCUGCAGGUCGUCCCGGUUCCCUAGUUGAGGGAACGUCAGCUGCAGGUCGUCCUGGUUCCCUAGAUGAGGGAACGUCAGCUGCAGGUUGCCCUGGUUCCCUAGUUGAGGGAACGUCAACUGCAGGUGGUCCUGGUUCCUUAGUUGAGGGAACGUCCGCUGCAGGUAGUCUCGGUUCUUCAGCUGCAGGUCGUCCUGGUUCCCUAGAUGAGGGAACGUCAGCUGCAGGUUGCCCUGGUUCCCUAGUUGAGGGAACGUCAACUGCAGGUGGUCCUGGUUCCUUAGUUGAGGGAACGUCCGCUGCAGGUAGUCUCGGUUCUUCAGUUGAGGACACUUUGGAUGCAGGUUGUCUCAGUUCCUUAGUUGAGGGAACAUCAGCUGUAGGUUGUUCUGGUUCUUUAGUGGAGGACAGGUCUGUUUCUGUUCAUCCUGAUGUGGUUGUAGAAUCGCUGUUUAAUGACCGCAGCAUCCAGCGCAUCAUAGACAGAUACACCAGGGAGCUCGAUGUCUCCCUCAGCAUCGCUGGAAAAACCACAGACAGUGAAGGCUUGUCUGUGGAGGAGGCUGGAUCUUCUCUCUCACAGUCGUCUUUGGUUCAAGGCUCAAAGAGGCAAGUCGAGGACAAAGGAGCUCAAGGUCCUCAAACUCCUCUUUUACACACAGCAGGAACACGGACACAAAGCAGCCUGCAAAGUGACACUACAGCUGAUCUACUUCUGGUGCAGCCAUCACAGGCUGAGGACUCUUUCAGGCCUCUGAUUGGCCAGCUGGCUGACCAGUCCUCCUGUCUCGCUGUUGAUUCAGCCAUGGAGCAACUGGUUGGUCAACCAUUUGCUCACUCAUCCAUGAUAGGUCAGCUUUCUAGUGUGCCGGGUCAAGGCGGUUGGGAUUCCACUCUGAGCAGGAUAAUUAGUCGACUCUCCCAUCAGUGGAGCAGUGGGCAGAACUGUAAUUCAGGUCAGCUGAUGGGUCCAAUGGUGGAGGAGCCGUCAACCUCAUGGUUGGAUGAAGGUCAGGAGGAAAGCCGGAUGAGGCCACUGGUUGCAGAGCUGGACACUGAUCAUCACAGUGGUGUCUCAGGUGAAUUUACCCACUUGAAUCUUGGCGUCUCAGCUGAGGACAGUUUGCCGUCACACCCAGCGCUGCCUGCUGAGGCGUCAUCUCAUAGUGCCACAGCCCCAGGUGUGAGUCGACGUUCAGAGGAGCAGAUGCCUCUGAAUCAAACCAGUCCUGUUCUUCUGGAGUCUGAGAGCACAGAAGUUUUUCCUGGUUCUGACUCAUUCCACACAUUGUUUGCUGAGGUCACCCACAAUGAAACGGCUGACCCCUUCAUGACCUUCCACCUGCUGGAACACAAAGUGCCUGAAUCACCUGAAGGAGAGCUGGCCUGUGGUGGAAGCAGUGAGUCUGAUACCCACACUGAUCCGUCUGUGGAGUCUGAACUGUCACCUGAACACCUGCGAGCAGAGAAAUCAGGUCUACACAGCUCCUGCCAGUACCAGCCUGAUGAGUCCCUCCUCACGUUAGAGGAGAGUGUGAGAACAGAUGUGGAGAAAACUGCUCUGAAUCUGUCAAACAUAACAAUGUGUGAUGAUGAUGAUGAUGAUGAUGAUGAUGAUGAUGAUGCACCUGAUCUGGAAGUGCUGCAGCCAACGGGAACAGCAGCAGGAAGGAGCUGUGUCUCUGAAAAUCCUCAAGAUUCAUACACAUACAGUGAAAAUGUGAAGUCUGAGCAGUGUUCAGACCUGAGCGUCCCUCUGUCAGAUGAGAUAUUGGAAGUGCCCAGUGAGAAAGGGAUCCUGGAACAGUCUGAGAUAACGUUGUUGAGCCUGACAGACGCCACACUGCAGGACCAGGAGACGACCAUCGCUGAGGAAGACAGAGUUUGGGAAGACGAAUUUCCAUAUGGAGAAGGACAAAAUUGCCUUAAGAAUGAGGGGGCAGAAUCCAUGUUGGUGCCAGAGGAGAGACUGAAAGACAAGGACCAAACUCACCCAGUGACUUUCCUGGAGUUUGAGUGGGAUCAGAGCAGAAGCCUGCAGCAGGUCAACCAGCAGAAGUGCAGAGCUCUGCUGCAGAGAUCGUGCCGCAGGCUGCAGGACAUCAAAGCUAAACAGGCUCGGGUCAAGAAUCAGAUCCAGGCUCCGUCUGAAGCCAGGGAGGAACCUGAAUCUGUCGACUGUGAGGAGACGAUUCAACCAGAAGCUCAACAGAAGACGAAUAAUGGAACAAAGGAGGAACAAGCUGAGCAGCAACUACAGACGGAGAAGGAAACAGUGAGAGAUUCCAGGCUGAAAAAGACAGAUGGAGUGAAGAUCUGCACACCAGAGCAGAGGAAACAUUCUGAGAUGUAUCAGAGAACUCGGAGAUUGUACGAGCAGCUGCAGGAGGUGAAGCAGCAGAAAACCAUCAGGAGCAGACAGGAAGCUUACGUCCAAAACAGACUGAAGGCCCAGGAGUUCCACAAGAAAACUUUACAGAAACUUCGUGCCAAGCAGAAACAGCAGUGAUGUGGUGUUUUUUUAGUUCUCUGAAUUAACUUAAAUCUGUAAAAUUUUAAUCAAUAAAGUGUUUAAUUUAUUUGAA
Molecule: messenger RNA, 7406 nt
Organism: Solea solea (common sole)
Lineage: Eukaryota; Metazoa; Chordata; Actinopteri; Pleuronectiformes; Soleidae
Gene: cep295
Product: centrosomal protein 295
Exons: 29
Coding region: 404-7330 (2308 amino acids)
Biological process (GO): regulation of centriole replication
Cellular component (GO): centrosome; cytosol; centriole
Source: RefSeq, a predicted model, not a curated record